GCCCCGGCGGAGAUCAUGUCGAAGGCGGCUGGAGGCGCGGCGGCGGCGGAAAGUUGUCCCCCAGCCCCUGCCGGCCCGUCUGCCGCCGCCGUGGAGGACCUGUCCAAAGUGUCAGACGAGGAGCUGCUGCAGUGGAGCAAGGAGGAGCUGAUCCGCAGCCUAAGGCGCGCUGAGGCCGAGAAGGUGAGCGCGAUGCUAGACCACAGCAACCUCAUCCGCGAGGUGAACCGCCGUCUGCAGCUGCAUCUCGGCGAGAUCCGCGGGCUCAAGGAUAUCAACCAGAAACUCCAGGAGGACAACCAAGAAUUGAGGGACCUCUGCUGUUUUUUGGAUGAUGACCGACAGAAAGGCAAGAGAGUGUCCCGGGAGUGGCAGAGACUAGGCCGCUACACCGCUGGAGUGAUGCACAAGGAGGUGGCCUUAUACUUGCAGAAGCUGAAAGAGCUAGAAGUGAAGCAGGAGGAGGUGGUGAAGGAGAACAUGGAGCUCAAAGAGCUCUGUGUGCUGCUGGAUGAGGAGAAGGGUGCCGGCUGUGCAGGGAGCCGUUGCUCCAUUGAUAGCCAGGCCAGCCUGUGCCAGCUCACAGCCUCCACUGCGCCCUAUGUGCGGGAUGUAGGUGACGGCAGCAGCACCUCCAGUACAGGCAGCACAGACAGCCCUGACCACCACAAGCAUCACACAAGCACCGGCAGCCCUGAACACCUGCAGAAGCCCCGGAGCGAGGGCAGCCCGGAGCACUCCAAACACAGAAGCACUAGUCCUGAGCAUCUACAGAAACCCCGAGCCCCAGGGACUGUGGAGCACCCCAAAGCACUGAAAGGACCCAGCCCCGAACAUCACAAACCCUUGUGCAAAGGUAGCCCUGAACAGCAAAGGCACCCCCACCCAGGGAGCAGCCCUGAAACACUGCCUAAGCAUGUACUUAGUGGAAGCCCUGAACAUUUCCAGAAGCACCGGCCAGGGGGAAGCCCUGAGCAUGCCAGGCAUAGUGGAGGGAGCCCUGAGAAUCUUCAGAAACACGCCCUUAGUGGGAGUUUGGAGCAUCUACCCAGAGUCAGGGGAACCAGCCCAGAGCACCUCAAGCAGCAUUUUGCAGGAAGCCCUGAUCACAAACAUGUGGGUGGAGGAGGUGGAGGCAGUGGAGGAGGCAGCAGGGAGGGUACCCUCCGAAGGCAGGCACAAGAGGACUCGUCACCCCAUCACAGGAGUGUCUACAGUGGCAUGAAUGAAUCAACCUUGUCCUAUGUUAGGCAGCUGGAGGCAAGAGUAAGACAGCUGGAGGAAGAAAAUCGCAUGCUGCCCCAGGCCACCCAGAAUAGAAGGCAACCUCCAACUAGAAACAGCUCAAAUAUGGAGAAAGGCUGGGGGCCCAGAGCCCGGCGGGUCUGGCAGUGGUGGCAAGGGUGCCGAGGAAUAGGAAGAUGCCUGCCCACUCUCCCGGGUUCUUUUAGGUUGUCAUCAGGGGCUGAUGGGAGUAACAGUUCACCCAACUCUCCAGCUAGCUUCAGUGGACAUACCACACCUUCUCAGCAGCCUGAACCCGUGGUACAUUCUCUGAAGGUCUUGGAUGUUCAGGAAACUAUAGAUCGUCAGCAGGGUAAAGAGUUCGAACAUGACCUUAGUGAGACAGAAAAAGCUAUAGUCAGAGAAAUGUGCAAUGUUGUGUGGAGGAAACUUGGCGAUGCUGCAGGCUCUUGUCCUGGAAUUAGGCAACAUUUGUCGGGAAACCAGUACAAAGGACCAAUGUGAGAAGCACAGUCUUUUAAACAUGAGAUCACAACUGCCAGAGAGUGAUAAGGAAGAAAGAAUGGACUUCCACAAGCCUGGACCUCAUGAAAUAACAUGAAAUAGUUGUCCACUGCAUAUCUUUUUCCCUCUAUAACAUUACCAACUAAAGCUGUAUUUUGUCUCUCUCAUUUCAAUGUCCUCAAUAGUCAAUCUCAAACAAGAUAGCUUUGGAAAUCACCAUCUUGGUAUUAGUGUUUUCAUUAGAAUUAAAACCAUUUUUGACUGUUCAGAAACAAGGUUAUUACGGGAAACCUGCAUGAUUGGAAGAGUCAGUAGAACCUCAGUCAGUGCUUUUGAUAGAGUUGACUCAUUGUAUUAAGUGGUGGAGGUUUUCCUCCAUGUUAUAUUGAAAAUUAAAGUAAAUAAAUAAAAGGUAUCUUCCUGCUUACCAAGUUUGAGAUCUAGGCACCUGUUUCUUAUAUUUUAAGCAACAAACUAGUAGUUCCUGGCACCUAAUUAAUUUGGAUGCAAGAUUAGAUUUUGAGGCUUUUGUUUUUUACUUUUGAGGUGCUAAAAAUAACAAAUUUUUACCAGCUAGAAGGGUAGCAAGACUUGAUAGGGUGCUUAUUUGAAGAGUACCAUUUAUGUCAGUGGAACAGAAUAAAUAUUUUGUUUCUCUUAGUAUUGAUGUAUUGUUCAGGAAGACAUAUCUUGGGGACAUUAACUUACAUUCCUUUAGUGUGUCCAUUAAUGUUAACAAUUUGAAUUAAAGAACAAAUAUAAUUUUUCUGUAUCCAGCUGUGAAAUGUCAAUUUAUACAAUUUAGUUUUUAGACAUACCAUUAUAUUUAAUAAACUUUAUGUAAACCUUAAAAUAUUGCUCUGCUUUUACAAAAAAAAAAAAAGCUUUCUUGCCUACAGCAACUGUUUUCUGAAAGUGACGCAUGUCCUUCAUUGAGGCUAAAAGCUCUUCUUCAGAUUGCUUGAGGUUCAAAAAAGAGGUGCACUAGCUUUGCUUAGUUUAUUUCAUAUUUUUGGUAUCUACACACACAUAUAUAUAAAUAAUCUUAGAAUGUGUAUCAGAAAUGCUAUGAUAGAUAUUUUGUGUUUAUCCAAAUGCAAUGAUAGUUUCUUGUAUGAAUGUGCAAGAAGCCUGUAAAAGAAUAACAAGUUUUUACUGUAGUUUAAAAUUAUAAAUGUAGGAAUGCAACAAUUCCCAUUUUUUUAGAUUUAAAUUAUAGGGAUUUGAUUCCUGUUGGUGUAGUUUUUAAAUGGGCUCAUUAAAUGGUGUAUUGUGAAGAAAUUUCAUUACACUUUUUAAAUGUUAGUGUGAUGAAUACCCACACCUCUGCUUUUAGAAAAUAUUUAUGAAUUAAUUUACUAUAGAAUUACCUCUGUAAUUAUCAUAAUUGGGUUGCCAUUUAAAUGCCAUAUAUUUUUAAAAUACAAUUACACUAUAAAAGUAAAUUGCUUGCUAUAUUUCUCUUAUACAAAAACUUUCAUCCUGAAAUUGUUGUAUUCCUACACUCCGGAGACAUUUAAAACAAGUUUUGUGCCUGCAGACACUAAUAUAAGAACACUGGUCUUUUGGCAGAAUAAUUGUGUACAUUUUGAUACUGUAUUAAAACUAUUUUUUUAAAGUUCUGCAUAAAAUGAGUAGCAAGUAUGUGUUCAUCUUAGCAAUGGUAAUAAAUUAUUUAAUCUCA
Messenger RNA from Erinaceus europaeus (western European hedgehog), 3433 nucleotides. RefSeq names its product coiled-coil domain containing 85A (gene CCDC85A). NCBI's taxonomy places the organism in Eukaryota, Metazoa, Chordata, Mammalia, Eulipotyphla, Erinaceidae. Gene Ontology annotation, cellular component: nucleus. Gene Ontology annotation, biological process: negative regulation of DNA-templated transcription. The record is from RefSeq and is a predicted model, not a curated record.